GGCCUGGAGUUGGACACCCCUGGUCUCGUGUUUGUGUCUACAGUGUGCUGUGCCUCUGCACUGAUCCCCCUCUGUAAUGUCAGCUCCCAAAAGCUUAGAUUUAUACACCUGUGGCCAUGGAAGUGAUCGUAACACCUGAAUUCAAGGAUUUGGAUGAGGAAUUACAGGGAUGUUAAAAUGCCCAAACUCUUAUUUUCAAGGAUUCGACUAUACGAAUUUAAGGAUUUAAUGCCCAACAUGAAGCGGCCACGAAGGAUUGACAUUGUACUGAACUGCAGGCGUAAGAAGGAUAUCCAGUGCGUCAGUGUACAGAAAUGUAAUGAUGAGACGUACUCUUCAAAGCUAAGUUGUCAGACUGACCAUAAACUUCACCUGGAAAAACUGCUAAAGGACAAAAAGUAUUUAGCAGCAUUCCGCUCUUUCCUGCAGUCUGAGUUCAGUGAGGAAAACAUUGAGUUCUGGCUGGCAUGUGAAGAGUUCCGGUUGACUACCUCAUCGGAAGACCUUCAAUGGAGAGCAGAGAAGAUCUACCGGGAGUUCAUCCAGCCUACAGCCUGCAGAGAGAUCAAUGUAGACCAGCAUAUUAGAGAGAAGAUCAAGCAGGCACUGGAGAAACCGAGCGUUUCCUGCUUUGACGAGGCCCAGAAACAUGUUUACCUGCUGAUGGAAAGAGACUCUUGCCCCAGAUUCCUGCACUCAAAUGCCUACCUGAGUCUAAAUCGCAAAUCCAGGACUCUGUGGUACCUUUAAAUAGUUACCAUGCCUGUUUUCUAUUCACCUGCUCAGAAAACGUUAUUUCACACUGGAUCAACUAAUUUACUGUUUCACUCUAAACCCAAACAUAAGACAAUAUUUUUUUAACAGGGUGCAAUAUCAUUUUUUCUCUUUGUACUGAUAAAAUUCCGUGGACUAAAAUACAGCAAGGCAAACACAAUGACAGAAAAGUAAUGUGAAUGUGGAGAUAUGUAUGUAUAAAGAAUGCCGUUGGUAUGUGUUAGUACUUUAGAUGACUUUGCAGAGUUCAAGGAUCUUUGAAAUGCUGUAUGUGUUAACUGAAAGUCUAGGUUACUUAAGCUUGUUUUUGAUGUGAGAUUUUAGGACUUCUUGCCCAAAUUUGGCUAAUUCUGUCAGUAACUGUAGUCAUUCAUCAUCUAUAACUAUUCUUUUUAUUCCAAUAUAGUCAGAAUUAUAUUUAUCUGACUGACUAACUGAGACAUGGGGAAGGGCAUGAGUCAAAAUAAAGGAGAACAGUUUCCACAGCUUACCCAGCAAAGGGAUUCUGUUUUCAGUCACAUGUCUACUAUAUCCUUUAAUUAGGUGUGGGGCUGACUCUGUACACCAACAUCAGGGUUUACUAAACUGGAAAAAAGUAACCCCCCACACUAACCCUUGAUCCCACUCUGUUCUGUAAACGGCCUUAUUCCUAAAAAUUGUGCCUUAAAAAGGAGUACUGAGGCAGCUAAUAAUAACUCAAGGGCUUAAAUGACAACACAGGAGUCAUCAGACAACCUGAUGCGUAACAGAUCAGCCCUCAAUGUGCUGCCUUGUUAGGGGAAUAAUCUCAUCACCCACAGACAAUGGCUGGGGAAAAUACAUGUGAAAAAA
Molecule: messenger RNA, 1605 nt
Organism: Oreochromis niloticus (Nile tilapia)
Lineage: Eukaryota; Metazoa; Chordata; Actinopteri; Cichliformes; Cichlidae
Product: regulator of G-protein signaling 21
Exons: 6
Coding region: 154-750 (198 amino acids)
Source: RefSeq, a predicted model, not a curated record